CGUUCCACAUCACUUCAGUGCAUUUCUUUCAGAAAUGAUUCUGUUACGGGUAAUACUGAGCUUAGUGCUUCUCAGAAGUACCACAAAUUGUUCUUUUCUAAAGGGUUGCAAUAACGGUGGGUCCUGCGUGGACGAGAAAUGGAGAAACCACACUCAUUGGAAUAUCGUUUGUAUGGAAUGGAUGGAACUUGAUGAAGGUGAUAUUGAUAUCUGUCCAAAACCCUGGAAAUGCUGCCAUACUACGCAAUACGAAAAGAAGAUUCCAUAUCCAAAACAAUAACCGUGAAGCCCUAAACUUAAGUUCAGUGAAAAUAUAUGAGAAACUGGUUUCUCAUAUAAAUAAAAUGAAUAAAGUCAAAACAAAGGGUCACGCG
Messenger RNA from Drosophila erecta, 374 nucleotides. RefSeq lists its product as uncharacterized. The coding region runs from base 35 to 280 and encodes 81 amino acids. The transcript is spliced from 2 exons. The record is from RefSeq and is a predicted model, not a curated record. NCBI's taxonomy places the organism in Eukaryota, Metazoa, Arthropoda, Insecta, Diptera, Drosophilidae.